UUAGAUUCGAUCGUGUCGUAACCCCUUUCUCGAUUUUCUCACCCAAUUUUUUAAAAUUUCCGUCGUAAUUAUUUCCGCUAGGGUUUCCAUUCCCCCAAUUUAAUUUCAUUUGCCUUUUUCAUCGAUUUCUCGAAAUGGAGGGCAUUUCGCUGCUGUAAUUGUAAAUAGAUUGAGCGGGCAUGUCAUUGGGAGUUUAUAGCUUGGAGGGUUGAAUUUUUUCUGAGAAUAUUUGUAUGAAUUUGGGGACAAAUGUUUGCUACCAACAUGGAUUCAGCGCGGGAUGUUGUUGGAGUUCCGAGCACGGUGUUGAUCCCAAUGCGCUUUGUGUGGCCUUAUGGGGGCAGAAGUGUGUUUUUCAGUGGUUCAUUUGUCCGCAGGUGGUCUGAACUCAUUCCUAUGACACCGGUUGAGGGUUGCCCCACUGUGUUUCAAGCUGUUUACAGUGUAACGCCUGGAUACCACCAGUACAAAUUUUUUGUUGAUGGCGAAUGGCGACAUGAUGAGCACCAACCUUACGUGAGUGGUGAAUAUGGGUUAGUGAACAUUCUCUUGGCCACAGAUCCUAAUCUCUUUCAUCCGAAUGUAACUUCAGAGAUGACUUCUGGACCUAAUUAUAUGGAAGAGGAUACUGAGGCCUUUAAGCGUUUGGUCCGGAUUACAGAUGGUACUUUAACUGAUGUAGUGCUGAGGAUAUCAGAGGCUGAUUUGCAAAGCUCUCGUGAUUGUAUUUCUGUCUUCCUGUCCGCACACACCACAUAUGAACUACUCCCGGAGUCAGGCAAGGUUGUUGCAUUGGAUGUUGAUUUACCUGUAAAGCAAGCAUUUCAUAUAUUGCAUGAGCAGGGAAUCCCUUUGGCGCCUCUUUGGGACUUCAGCAAUGGACAUUUUGUUGGAGUUCUCAGUGCAUUGGAUUUUAUUUUAAUAUUGAGAGAGCUUGGGAACCAUGGAUCUAAUUUGACAGAGGAAGAGCUUGAAACACAUACUAUAGCAGCAUGGAAAGAGGGAAAAGCAUAUCUAAAUGGACAGAUUGAUGAACAUGGGAGAGGAGUGCCGAGACAGUUAGUCCAUGCUGGACCAUAUGAUAAUAUGAAAGAUGUUGUGUUGAAAAUUUUGCAAAAUGGGGUUGCUACGGUUCCAAUUAUCCAUUCAUCUUCAGAAAAUGGCUUAUUUCCGCAGCUAUUACAUCUUGCUUCACUGUCUGGUAUUUUAAAAUGUGUUUGCAGGUACUUUAGGCAUUCAUCUAGCUCAUUACCCAUACUUCAAGCACCAAUAUGUGCACUUAAUGUGGGUACUUGGGUUCCAGAAAUUGGAGAGACGAAUCGUCGGCCAUUAGCAAUGUUGAGACCAAGUGCUUCGCUUAGUGCAGCUCUAAACUUGCUAGUUCAAGCUCAAGUAAGUUCAAUACCUAUAGUUGAUGAUAAUAACUCUUUACUGGAUAUAUAUUGUCGAAGUGACAUAACGGCUUUGGCUAAAGAUAGAGCAUACGCACAUAUUAAUCUCAAUGAAAUGACUAUUCAACAGGCAUUGCAGUUGGGACAAGACUCAUUUUCUCCCUUUGAACCAAGAGGUCAAAGAUGCCAGAUGUGUUUGCGCAGUGAUUCUCUGCAUAAAGUGAUGGAGCGAUUGGCCAAUCCAGGUGUCAGACGACUGGUUAUUGUAGAAGCUGGCAGUAAACGGGUUGAAGGCAUUGUUUCACUAAGUGACGUUUUCAAGUUCUUGCUUGGUUAGCUCCUAAAAACAAUGGUUGAAAAAGCUAGGAGUUCGAUCAGUGGUUCUCGACUUCACGCAUGUGUAGAUGGGCGCCAUCUCCUCCUACCCCAACCGUUGAUUAGAGAAUCCAGUACCUUGCACGGUGACUUGUUCUCAUUUCAUUCAAAUAUACAAUUGGAUUGGCUUCUUGGCUUCGCCUGGUUUUUUUAGGAUUUUGAAGAAAGAGGCCUGUAAAUUGAGAGGAAUUCAUUUCCUCAGAAAUUUGUUGGGCUUCUCCCUCCCUUGUUAUUUACAUUGUGCUGCCGAUGUAGAUGUGAUGUAGCCGAAUACAGCGGGGCUCCUGUAUUACUUUUCUGUUGAAAAAUUAGGGGGGAAAUGAUGGAACAAAAUGAUGGGGGGUGGAGGAAUGCUGAACAAUUGAAGCCAUUGGGUGCCUACUGCUAUAUGCUUACUUGUAGUUGUUAACAUGUAAUUGGCUUUUUCCGAUUUCGUUUCGUAUUUUUCGUCUAUUGGUUUGAUCCUCAAACGUAUUGUAAGUAGCAGGCAAAUGGAGAACUCAAUAAACAGAACCAUGUUAUGCUGUGUAUUGGUUACAAAGUUUAUCAUUUGUAAAAAGAAAAUUAAAAUAAAUUAUCUAAAAUCACCCAAAUGUGGGUGGGACUUGGAUUA
This is a messenger RNA of Pyrus x bretschneideri (Chinese white pear), 2379 nucleotides long. Its product is annotated as sucrose nonfermenting 4-like protein. The coding region runs from base 250 to 1728 and encodes 492 amino acids. The transcript has 14 exons. NCBI's taxonomy places the organism in Eukaryota, Viridiplantae, Streptophyta, Magnoliopsida, Rosales, Rosaceae. The record is from RefSeq and is a predicted model, not a curated record.